Molecule: messenger RNA, 795 nt
Organism: Pseudozyma flocculosa PF-1
Lineage: Eukaryota; Fungi; Basidiomycota; Ustilaginomycetes; Ustilaginales; Ustilaginaceae
Exons: 3
Coding region: 1-795 (264 amino acids)
Molecular function (GO): NADH dehydrogenase activity
Source: RefSeq, a predicted model, not a curated record
AUGGCCGCCCUCCGAACAUCAGCACGCACCCUUCUGCGCGCCGCGCCGUCGCUGGCCACCGCGGCCGCCUCGGGCUCGUCGCGCAUCGCCGCACCUACCGCUGUCCGAUGCCUCUCGACGAGCUCGGCCCGCGCCUCGGACGCUCUGUUCGUCCACCGCGACACCGACUACAACAACCCGGACAUCCCCUUUGAGUUCAACGCCGAGAACCUGAAGAUGGCAAAGGAGAUCAUCGGCUACUACCCGCCCCAGUACAAGAAGGCCGCCGUCAUCCCGCUCCUCGACCUCGGACAGAGGCAAAAUUCCGGCUGGACCAGCAUCAGCGUCAUGAACUACGUCGCAAAGCUACUCGAGAUGCCUCCGAUGCGCGUCUACGAGGUCGCCACCUUCUACACCAUGUUCAACCGCGAGCCGGUGGGCAAGCACUUCCUGCAGCUGUGCACGACGACGCCGUGCAUGCUCGGCGGGUGCGGCAGCACAAAGAUCCUGCACGCCAUCCAGGACCACCUCAAGAUCAAGCCGGGCCAGACGACCGACGACAAGAAGUUCACCCUCGUCGAGGUCGAGUGCCUCGGCGCGUGCGCCAACGCCCCCAUGGUCCAGAUCAACGACGACUACUACGAGGACCUGACGCCCGAGACUAUGGUCAACAUCCUCGACAAGCUCGCAAAGGGCGAAAAGGUCAAGCCUGGCCCGCAGAGCGCCCGUCACUCGUCCGAGGCUGCUGCCGGUAGGACCGCAUUGACCUCCGAGCCCUACGGUCCUGGCCAGCACUGCGUUCCGGAGUUUGCCUGA